Messenger RNA from Oryza brachyantha (malo sina), 1275 nucleotides. Its product is annotated as glycosyltransferase BC10. Gene Ontology annotation, cellular component: membrane. The record is from RefSeq and is a predicted model, not a curated record. Gene Ontology annotation, molecular function: glycosyltransferase activity. Lineage: Eukaryota; Viridiplantae; Streptophyta; Magnoliopsida; Poales; Poaceae.
AUGGGUUCUACGUUGUAUCUUAAGUUUCCAAAGUUGACAAGGACAGCACAUGGCUUGAGCUACCUGCAUUUCUCCAUCGCCACGAACAGCAUGAACAAUCCCAUGGCUGCCACUCAUUCAAGCAGCAGCCUCCUCAAAGCUGUGCCAACGCUGCUCGUCUUCUCUUCAGGAUUUUUCCUGGGCAUGAUCUCCAUUGCCAACGUCCCUAAAUUCCACGACUCGUCUUCGCUGUCACCAACAUUACAGUCACACUACUCCCUUGCGCCAUCGUCACCGCCAGUGCCGCCGUCGCCAUCGCCGGAGACACCGUGCGCAGGGUGGCCGCCGCUGCCGUCGUCUACUCAAACUCCGGCUUCAUCGCCGCCAAUUACGGGGUUGAUGCACAACAUGACCGACGAGGAGCUGCUGUGGAGGGCGUCCAUGGCGCCGAAGGUUGCAUUCCUGUUCCUGGUGAGAGCGCAGCUGCCGCUGCGGCCACUGUGGGAGAGGUUCUUCGCGGGGCACCGGAAGGAGCUCUACUCCAUCUACGUGCACUCCGAUCCCCCGUACGCCGCCCCGAUGCCGACGGACUCCGUCUUCUACGGCCGCAUGAUUCCAAGCCAGAAGACGAGCUGGGGCGACGCAAACAUGGUGGAAGCGGAGCGGCGGCUACUGGCGAACGCGCUACUCGACCUGUCAAACGAGCGUUUCGCGCUCCUCUCCGAAUCGUGCAUCCCGAUCUUCGACUUCCCGACCGUGCACGCUCACCUGACCGACUCCAACGACAGCUUCGUCGACUGCUUCCGCAACGCCGGCGCCCUGGCGCGCUACAGGCCGGCCCUGUUCGCGCCACACAACAUCACAGCGGCGCAGUGGCGCAAGGGCGCAGAGUCGCAGUUCUUCGAGAUGGACCGCGCCCUCGCCGUGGAGGUCGUCUCCGACGAGGCCUACGUCCCGGCGUUCCGCGCCUCCUGCGCCGGCCGCAGGGGCUGCCUCAUCGACGAGCACUACUUCCCGACGCUGGUGGCCCUGCUCCGGUGGCGCCGCAACGUUGGCUAACACAACGCCGACCGGACGCUCACAUACACGGAGUGGCGGCCGAGGUCGCCGCACCCGAGGACCCACGGCACCGGGGACGUCACCGACGAGCUGUUCGCGAAGAUGAGGAGCGCCGCCGCCAACUGCACGUACAACGGCGCGGCCAACAACAUGUGCUUCGUGUUCGCCCGCAAGUUCUCGCCGGACGCGCUGGCCCCGCUGCUCGACCUGGCUCCCAAGGUCAUGGGCUUCCGUUGA